Marmota monax (woodchuck) is the source of this 14093-nucleotide messenger RNA. Its product is annotated as zinc finger protein 708-like. Gene Ontology annotation, molecular function: DNA-binding transcription factor activity; RNA polymerase II cis-regulatory region sequence-specific DNA binding. Gene Ontology annotation, biological process: regulation of transcription by RNA polymerase II. The record is from RefSeq and is a predicted model, not a curated record. NCBI's taxonomy places the organism in Eukaryota, Metazoa, Chordata, Mammalia, Rodentia, Sciuridae.
AGGAGGCGGACUUCCGCAAACAAGUUGGAAUUUAUUUCUCCGCGGUCCGCGGUUCCACUCAGAUUCCUGCAGUUGGACUCCAGGCUUCACUCCAUGCCCGGGAUCCCGGGUGGCUCUGCCAUGCAGGGGCCGAAGCUCCCCAGGGCAGACUUGGCUGCUGGGCACCAGGAGACGGAGCCUUUGACAUUUGGGGAUGUGGCUAUUGAUUUCUCUGAGGAGGAAUGGGAAUGCCUGAAUCCUGCUCAGCAGAAUUUAUAUAGAGAAGUGAUUUUGGAGACCUACAGUAACCUGGUCUUUGUGGCCAUGACUUCUCAUCAUCCUCAAGAAAUUUUACCAGAGCAGGGAAUAAAAGAGAGAGAGGGAAGAUAUGGAAAGAGUGACCUUCACUAUUUACAACUAAGAAAACAAUGGGAAAAUAUAGCGAAGACCUGCCAAUGUGAAGAAUGCAACAUACUGAAGAACUUCAUUCAACAUCACAGUGUUCAUACAGGAGAUAUGCCAUGUAAAGAAUGUGAAAAAACUUCAAAUAAAAGCUCCAAUCUUAUUUGUUACCAGUGGACAUACACUGGAGAGAUGCCCCACAUAUGUAAACAAUUUUGCAAAGCUUUCAGUCAAAAACCAAGCCUUAAAAAUCACCAGAGAAUUCAUAUUGGAGAGAAACCCUACAAAUGUAAAGUGUGUGGCAAAAGUUUUAACGCAAACUCACAUCUUGAUCGCCACAACAGGAUUCAUACUGGAGAGAAGCCCUACAAGUGUAAAGAGUGUGGCAAAAGUUUCAGUCAAAAAUCAUCACUUGCUCAUCACCAGCGAAUCCACACUGGAGAGAAGCCCUACAAGUGUAAAGAGUGUGGCAAAGCUUUUAAUAGCAUCUUAUAUCUCUAUUGCCACAACAGGAUUCAUACUGGAGAGAAGCCCUACAAAUGUAAAAUGUGUGGCAAGAGUUUUAAUCGCAUAUCAUCACGUACUCGGCACCAGCGAAUUCACACUGGAGAGAAGCCCUACAGCUGUAAAGUAUGUGGCAAAGCUUUUAAUAGCAUCUCACACCAUAAUUAUCACAAAAGGAUUCAUACUGGAGAGAAGCCUUACAAAUGUACAGAAUGUGGCAGAGCUUUUAAUAGCAUCUCACACCAUAAUUAUCACAAGAGGAUUCAUACUGGAGAAAAGCCCUACAAAUGUGAAGAGUGUGGCAAAAGUUUUAAAACAAACUCACAUCUUAAUAACCACAAGAGGAUUCAUACUGGAGAGAAGCCCUACAAAUGUAAAGUGUGUGACAAGAGUUUUAAUCACAUAUCAUCACUUACUCAGCAUCAGCGAAUCCACACUGGAGAGAAGCCCUACAAAUGUGAAGAGUGUGGCAAAGCUUUUAAUAGUGCCUCACAGCAUAAUUAUCACAAAAGGAUUCAUACUGGAGAGAAGCCUUACAAAUGUAGAGAAUGUGGCAAAGCUUUUAAUAAAUUUUCAAAACUUAGUUGCCACAAGAGGAUUCAUACUGGAGAGAAGCCCUACAAAUGUGAAGAGUGUGGCAAAACUUUUAGUCAAAAAACAUCACUUACUCAGCACCAGCGAAUCCACACUGGAGAGAAGCCCUACAAAUGUGAAGAGUGUGGCAAAACUUUUAGUCAAAAAACACCACUUACUCAGCACCAGCGAAUCCACACUGGAGAGAAGCCCUACAAAUGUAGAGAAUGUGGCAAAGCUUUUAAUAAAUUUUCACAACUUAGUUGCCACAAGAGGAUUCAUACUGGAGAGAAGCCCUACAAAUGUGAAGAGUGUGGCAAAACUUUUAGUCAAAAAACAUCACUUACUCGGCACCAGCGAAUCCACACUGGAGAGAAGCCCUACAAAUGUGAAGAGUGUGGCAAAGCUUUUAAUACCAUCUCACAUCUUAGUUGCCACAAGAGGAUUCAUACUGGAGAGAAGCCCUACAAAUGUAAAGUGUGUGACAAGCGUUUUAAUCAAUCAUCAUCACUUAAUCAGCACCAGCGAAUCCACACUGGAGAGAAGCCCUACAAAUGUGAAGAGUGUGGCAAAGCUUUUAAUACCAUCUCACGUCUUAGUUGCCACAAGAGGAUUCAUACUGGUGAGAAGCCGUACAAAUGUGAAGAAUGUGGCAGGGAUUUUUAUCAAAAAUCAUCACUUACUCAACACCAGAAAACCCAUCUAGAGAGAAGUCCUAUAAAUGUGAAGAAUGGCAAAGCUUUUAAAAUUGAAGAUCACAUCUUAGUAACAUUAUAGAAUUUAUACUGGAGAGAAGUUUUACAAGGAAAACAUUGCAUCAGUGUCUUUAACGAUGAAUCAACCCUUAUUUCACAGUAGUUCAACACUAUUUCACACCAGAGAGAUGAUAGCACAGAAAUUAUACAAGUGUAAAAUAGGUGUCAGAGUCUCCAACAGUUGUUCACACCCUACUCAACACCUCAGAAUUCAUACAAGUAAGAGGACAUGUGGAAAAAUUUUUUGCAACACUGGAGGAUUUAUACCAUAUAGAAACCCAAAGAAUGUGUACAUGACUGUAUUCAAAUUUCAGACAUUUUUCAGUUUCUUACCUCAUACCUGGAGAAAAUGUGGAAUACCAUUUGUCCAAAGUAUGUACCUUAGAUAACAGCAAAAUAUUUACAAAAACACUUUGACAAGUAUAAAAAUUUGUAGUAAAUUUCUUAGCUAUAGCCCAUCCCUUGAAGUAUUUGGGACCUAGGGGGGAAAAAAUCAUUUAAAUGUAGAAAAUGGGUAAUUGCUUUUGACAUUUGCUGAAAAUUUUCUUAACCUCUUUAGCUGAUAGUGUAGAAAUAAGGAAAUACAAAUACAGAAUAGUGCAUCCCUAAAAGGAUAUAAUUUUACUAUAAAUCAACAAUUACUAAAGAGUCUCAUUUUUCACAGCUGGAGAAAACAAUUCUCAAUGUUGAUUAUUACAGAAGUCUCAAUGUUUAUAUGAAAUUUUAAAUUUUUAGUUUUUAUUUUUGUACUUAAACUUAGGGACACUUAAUCAGUAAACUGCAUCCACAAAUUUUUUUUCAUUUUUAUUUAGAGAUAGGGUUUGCUAAGUUGUUUAGGGCCUCACCAAGGUAUGGAGCCUGGCUUUUAACUUUCAAAGCUUCUCACGUCCCUAGGGUCACAGGCAUGGACCACCAUGCCCGUUUUACAGAGCAUUUUUACUUAAAUUGCAUCCGUAAGGCAAAUAUGUUACUAAAUAAAGUGAUUUUCUUAAUGUUAACCUUGUCAUGCAUUUAAUGACAUUAUUAGGUCACAUACCCCCCAAUAUUCACUUUGCUAAUGGAUCAAAUAUAGCAAAACAUUCUAUUGGGUAAAUAAUUCUAUAUCGUCUCCAUGGAUUAUUUCAUAUGUUUAAUCAACUUUUAUUUGGGGAAUAUUUAUGUAAUUAUAUACUCUGUUUCUAAUUAUGCAAAAAUUAAGGUACAGGAAGGACCUAGGAAUACUAAAACAAUGCCCAGAUAUCCCUAGUUUGAAUUACAACUUUAACAUUUCACCUUGUAGAGUUGCAGUACUCCCUAAGGGAUCUACAAAACUGAAGAGUUAUACAAGCUCCCAAUCAGGGAGAUGAGAAAGACCCAAGAGAGUAGAAGCCAAUGUGCAUAUUCAGGUAGAAAAAGGAGGGUUACAGAAGGGGGAAAUAGUCUCAUUGUUUCCUGGGGAAAAUCCUGGUCCAAAGGCCCAUCCUGAUUUUUGGACUGAAGAAACCUUGCAGUUGCUCAUGAAUUCUAUGAGAGUCAUCACUGAGGAGACUGUACUGACCUCAAAUGUUGGAAAUACAUCACAAUAUAGGACCACCUCUUUAGUCUUGGAUACCCAGUAGAAAAGUGUAACCAGAUACAUGUAAAAUGAUGACUGUAAAAAUAAAAAGACAUACUAUAGGAGCAUUUAUGCCCCCACAUUUUUCAUUUCAUUAUAUAUUUUGAUUUUUGUAGACCGUUUUCGUUCUACUUACUUACAAUGUAAUGUUUGUUAUACUUAUUGGAUUAUACGAUAGAUAGCAUGUGUCAUGGUCUCCCAGACCCCUCUACAACCCAGUAAUUAUAAGAUACUAUAAACUAACCCUGUCCCUCUUCAGAUCUUACAGCUCCAGGAGCCCAUGACACCACAGAGAGAGAAAUACAAUUUUGAUUGAAAUAAACAAGUCCUGUUCAAAAAGUAAAAACACAAUAUUCUCUGCAUGUCUUUGGGUCAAGAAAACACCAUCCAAAAACAUUUCAUUUAACUUUAUGUGGAAAAAUUAAAUAUUGAAAUGAUAAAUUCUAGGAGAAUAAUAUUCACACCAUUCUUUAUUCCAAGAGGUAACUCUCUAGGUUUCAUGCUUAUCUCCACGCCAUGUUAUUUUACACAGAACUGGCUUCAUUUUACAUGUGAGAGUUAACUAUUAUUAGGCCCAGAGGGAAGAUUCAGUACUAGAGGUCUAAGGAAAAUACUAAAGAUCUUCCCUUUGCAUGUGCCUGUAUGAGUCUGCAUAUCCUUUAUGAAACAGGUAAAUAUUGCUGAUUUCUCAAUACAUCUGGCUCUGUGGCUCAAUCAUUGGAACCCCAAUUUAUUUGGUCAUCUCAAGGCUAUCACUCCCUCCUUGGGAUCUUACCUGUUAUUGACAGUGUUCUUCAGGAGAUCACUAGGAGAUGCAAGCCGUUUCUAACUUGUAUUUAUUCAGCCCCACUUUAAAUACAAGUUAGAACAAUAAUUCAGACUCUCACCUGUGGAGAUGAUGCUCUGCCCAGGACUUCCCAGUCAGGACCCUGAAAAGCUGUUUGGGACUUUCCAGUACAUAGGUUCAGUGUUGGGGUUUUCCUAGUCUGACAAUACAGUUGCCUGUGUCUGUUACUAUGAAAGCAAGAGAAAGCAAAAGUAUUACUCAAAGAAACACUGUCUGGUAUGAAGAGAGUGUUGUCCUUAUCUAUUGGACCUGACCUGCCAAGUUGAGCAGCUGCCCACAUACUGAAUGUCACAAACACAUGUAUGUGUUAUCUAAUCAGUAACUAGUGUAUCUUUCAACUGCAUGAUUUUUUAUUGCAUGCGGGAGGAAAUUGAGAAUGCUUUCUUGAGUGCACACAGAACUAUUAAUAGUAUUCAUAACACUGCUAUGUAAUGUUUUCUUUCUAGUAAACUUGUAAGUAUUGUUCUUGUGCUGCUUUGUAAAACAAAUAGAAAAGAGUUGCAAACCAAAAAUUUUGUGAUAAUAGAUAGUUGCACAGACUGACUUGGGCAACUCUAUUUACCAAUGUUUGUUAUUUUGUAUGGGCUCAAGGUACUUUUAUUUAACCUUAAUGACAUUAGCAUUUAUUGAAGAGUUUUUAACUCACAAAACUUCUCUGUAUACAAAUUUUCCGUCAUCAUUUUUAAAAUUUCUUAUUCUUUUUAGGUAUACAUGACAGUAGAGCAAAUUUUGACAUAUUACACAUACAUGGAGUAAAACUUAUUUUAGUUAGCAUUCUAUUCUUGAGCUGUACAUGGUGUGAACCUUCACUGGUGGUGUGUUUGUAUGUAAACAUAGAAAAGUUGUUUCUGAUUCAUUCUACUGUCAUUUCUAUUUCCCUUUUCUUCCCUUCAUUCCAACUUUGUCUAAUCUAGUGAAUUUCUAUUCUCUCCCCCACCGUUGUUGAGUGGUUUAACAUCCAUAUAUAUGUAUAUAUUAUAUUAUAUGUAAUGUCUGUUUCAUUCUACUAUCCUUCCUAUCCCCAUAUCCCCUCCCCUCCCUGCACUCCUCUCUACUUAUUCUAUAGUAACUAUUCUUCCCCACCCCUCAUUGUGAGUUAGCAUCCACUUAUCAGAGAAAACAUUUGGCGUGUGUGUUGGCUUAUUUCACUUAGCAUGAUAUUCUCCAACUCCAUCCAUUUACCACCAAAUGCCAUAGUUUCAUUCAUCUUUAAGGUUAAAUAAUAUUCCCUUGGUGGGGGGAAUAUAUAUAAUCACAUUUUGUUAUCCAUUCAUCUGUUGAAGGAAACCUAGGUUGGUUCUAGGGUUUAGCUGUUGUGAAUUGUGCUGCUAUAAACCUUGGUGUGGCUGUGUCCCUGUUGUAUGCUGUUUUUAAGUCCUUUGGGUAUAGUCCGAGGACAGGGAUAGCUGGGACAAAUGGUGGUUCCAUUCUGGUUUUGCAAGGAGUCUCCAUACUGCUUUCCAUGGUGGUUGCACAAAUUUGCAGUCAGUCCCAUGAGUAAUGUGUGAGUGUUCCUUUUCCCCCACAUCCUCACCAACAUUUAUUGUUGCCUGUAUUAAUCUUUGCCAUUCUGACUAAAGUGAGAUAAAAAAUUAAAGUAAUUUUGAUUUACAUUUUCCUAAUUGCUAGAUGUGUUGAACAUUUUUUCAUGUACUUGUUAAUGGAUUAUAUUUCUUCCUGAGAAGUGUCUGUUCAGUUACUUAGCCCAUUUGUUAAUUCAAACAACAACAAAAAACCAAUUAAGUUUUGAGUUCUUUAGAGAUUAAUGCUUUAUCUGAGGUAUAUGUGGUAUAGAUUUUACACAAAUCUGUAGGUUCUCUCUUCACAUUAUUGUUUCUUUUGCCGAGAAGCAGCUUUUUAGGUUGAAUCUAUCCCAUUUAUUGAUUCUUGAUUUUUAAUUCUUGUGCUGUAGGGGUCCUGUUAUGGAUGUCAGAUUAUGGCUUAAUAUUUACCUCAGAUUUUUAAAUGGCAUCCCAAUUUCUUGAAUGUUUCACUUUUAUUGUUUCUCUUACUAUCUUGCCUUAUAGAUCUACAUGUUCUAAAGGGUCAUGAAAUGAUCUAGCUUGACAUGCAUGAUUUUCUGAUGACUGUUAUUUUUCAAUAAGUAGAUAUAUAUUUCAAACAAUCUGAAGCUACAAUUUCAGACUCUUUAAUUAAAGCACAUACAUGCCUUGUGUAGGAAAUAUUCCAUCAGUAGAUCAACAUCAAAUCUAUUAUAUAUAUAAAAAUAUAUAAAAGUCUGAUUUCAAAUGCAUGCACAUCCACUCCAGAGCUUGGCCCAGAACACUUACUCUAUAUUAGUUCUACAUUUUAGAACCUCCGUGAAAGCUGUUAUAAAUCCAAAGCCCGAAACACUCCCCAUUCUUUUUUUUUUUUAUGGGGGACAAUGAAGUUUGAACUCAGGGACACUCAACCACUGAGCCACAUCCCUCGCCCUAUUUUAUGUAGAGAUAGGAUCUCACUGAGCUGCUUAGUAAAUCUCUUUCACUGAGGCUGGCUCUGAACUCAUCAUCCUCCUUCCUCAGCCUUCCAAGCUGCUGAGAUUACAGGCAUGUGCCACCAUGCCUAGCUCCUAAGAGAGCCUUCCUUAACUGAUUGGAACCCACUUGUUCAGUGUAUUGUGGCCUAAUCCUCACAAUUAGAGAUGAAAUUAUUUUCCUCUUUAUUAAAAAUCAGGGCAACUUACACAAAGAGAUUGGAUUCAACAGCGCCUAGUUAGGGGUCCACAUUACAAUAAAGGUGUGGUCUGCAAUUCUCCUCCUCUCCAAAGAGAGCUCUUCUUGGCUCCACAAAGUUAGGAGUAUUCACCAACCCUCUGCCAUGCUCAUUCCAGAAGCCUCCCAGGAGGCGAGUGUAUAUGAGGGACAGUAUUUCAGGUGGCACCUUGAUGAUCAUUGGGCCAUGCCAUGGAUUAAGGCAGAGCCCAUGUCAGAGGCUCAAAACUUUCAUGUGGCUGGUCCAGGAUAGGGGCUGCCUGAGGGGAUACUUUUCCUCCGCCCUUGAUGUGUCUUGCCUAACUGUGUGUAUACUGAAAUACUUGUUCAACGACUUGCACUCUUCCUAUUUUAUGUUUCCCUCUCAUGUGGUUUUGGAGUUCUCAUGCUUUGGCAAUUAUUGUGACUUUUGUCUUCAGUUUUACAACAUCCUUCAGCCCAUCCAUGUGGAAUUUCUGUCUGUGGAUAUUAGUUUUCAUUUUAUAUAUUUCCAUUUAGUCCAAAUUUCCAGUUACCUCUAGAAAGAACAAAUGUUUGAUUCAUUAUCAUGCCUGUACUAACCCUUCACAUGUUGAUAAUGGUGGUGAUUAAGAACUAUCUUCUUAUUUCUACAACUGGAACAUCUUCCAUCGCAAUAUCAGUCAGGAAAACAGACCCUCCUGUAGGAACAUUUUGGUUUCCCCCUAAUGAGAGCUUGGGGUCUGUAGAGAAGUGCAUGGGCUCUCUCGUACCCUGAGGAGGUCCACAGAACAGAGUAGAGGAGAGUGUGGCUGUGGAGUCUCUAAUCAAGACCUCCAGACACCAAGCAGGAAGCAGGUCUGAUUUUAUUGUGCAGUUACCAUGUAUAUGUACUCAGGCAGUGCCUAAGCAAAAUAUAGGCAACCACCAAUGCAAUGUCUGCUAACAGUCCUUGCAGUGAACAAUCAAGGAGUGGGACUGCAACACAUGGCCUCGUGCCCAGAGCUGUGCCGAUGGGGUAAGCAGUUUGCCACUCACACGCCUAGCAUGGGGAGUGGCCUGCCAUGCAGACACCCUUAACCUAUGCCCUGUAUGCAGUACUCCAUGCACUCGUCCCCACAGAGAAGCACUUCUGAGGCUUUCUUUCUUGACUUUAAAGAACAAUUUCUCUUCUAGUGGCCUUUCUCAGGACAUAUUUAAAAUAAUAGUAAUAUAAAUACCAUAGAUGUAAGUGUGAACCCUGAGCUGUAUUUUCAAACCCUGACAAUUUACAAAAGCAACCCACGGAUCUCACCUCUACUUCUCACAAAGAGCUGCCAUUCAUUCAGUCAUGUCUUGCCUAGGGUUUGCUCAUCAUGUUACUGGAGGGUGUGUGUUGAAGCAGAGGUGCUGGGUGAUGGUGUUGCCCUCUCUGAGGUGGCAGUCAUUUCUUCCUAGUGCUCUUCAUAGAUUCCCAGCACACAAAGAGCCACAGGUCAGAGGUUUCUGCCGAGGCUGACAUCAGUCCCAAUCCUACUUGCUUGAAGCAAGUCCAGUCUCAAUUCUCCAUCUCCCUUUUGUCUGUUUUUAUGUUACCGAAUACCAAGGGGACAUGGGGAGGGUUGGCAGUAGUGGUGAAGCUGAGCUCUGUGAUGAGGACAACCGCAAGCUGUAAGUGUGCACUUGAGUUGAUAAGGGUUGAGGAAAUAGGAUCUGUCACCCCUAUGAGCAGGAUGGUGCUCACAGUGCAUACGGGAGAAGAGAUGUUUCUUCCUCUCACUUUCACCCUAGAAUGUGCCCACCCAGAGGAUCCAAAUAACCCUAACAUGCAGCAGGGUGUCCUUCUCCUGUAAUUCUCUCUACAUCUGUCCUGACCACCAGCUCGUGUCCACUGCCUGAGCAGUCCUCACUAGAUGGUUGCAACACAGAUGAUGGUGCAUGUAUCACACAGCCUCCCCUGACUUUAGUGACAGCACCAUAUCUAACAUGACUCCUUCCUGGAUCCAGAUACUAGAGGGAGUCUUUACUAUCAGCUCUAACAAACAAAACUUCUGAUUUUUUUUUUGAAAAUUUCUUUUUCAUGUGUGAUCUGUUUUUUCUCAUCUCCUCACUUGGCCUUUUCUUCCUCUUACCAUAUGUGAAUUCUUCAAAUGUAAUCAAUGUCGGAAAUCUGUUUGAUUCCCUGUGAUUUACACAUCCUUCCACACAGAAUGCCCAAUCAAGCUGGGAGGCAGCUUGAUUUCUCCAGUGCAUAAAGGACAUGAGUGCCCAGUACGAUAGGGCAUUCCUGGACCAAGCUGGAAGCAUCACUCCAUAGACCCUUGUUUGAGGGGUGUUUCUCAGAUUACCUCCCUGAUAUCAGAGAGCUUGUGUUAUGUCUCAUGAUCUCCUGGACUAUGUUGUGCCAGGCAUAAUGUGCACAGCUGGGAAGGUACAUAGCUCAGGAUUUCAGUCAUCUAUGAAUCAUUCCCAUUCUCCAGGAUGCUUCUUAACAAUGAAACUCAGCAGGCACAUUACUAUAGAUAUCUCUUCACAACACUACCAUGAUAUAUUUACACAAUUUUAAUCAUACUUGAUGCACAUCAUUUAGUGAUGAUUGUGGUUCAAAACUGGAGCUAGUAGAAUCACCAGACUGGGCUUUCUUCUGGCACUACCUGUAUGAAGAUUAGUUCUCCUCAUUAUUUACAUGAUAUAUGUACACAAUUUUAAUCAUAUACUUGAUGGUCAUUAUUUAGUGAUAUGAUUGUAGUUCAAAACUGGAGAUUGGUCAUCCUGCAGACUGCUUUCUCCUGGAACUACCUGUAUGAAGAUUAGUUCUCUUCAUUAUUGCAUGAAAUUGUGUCCCUUUCUUUGAAGCAUACUAUCAGGAAAGGGUCUAAAUUUUUCCUGAUACAGUUAUUGAAAUUUACCAUCAGAAAACAAUUUUCCAACAGUUUCAAGGCAAUGAACAAUCCAUCCAUGAGUUCUUGACUAUUACUGCAAAUUCAUGGCACCUGCACACUCCUGUAGGUAUGACUGCAGAUUCCUCAGUCACACCUUAAAUUCAUCCAAUGGCCUUGAGAUGCACGUGAUUAAAACAUGUCAUUUAAUGAGUGUUAGAAAACUUGGAUUGUGUAGGAUUCAAAUGUUUAAAACAAAUUAAAGCAGAUUCUGUGUGUCACAGAAAAGUGAUACAAUGCAGUUUUUCAUUUUAAAUACAGUUUUUCAUUUUGUUGGUGUUGAGACAAGGCAAUUUUAAAACCCUGUUUCUUUCCUUUGUAUACCACAGAUUGAACCCAGGGCACUUAGUCAUUAAACUAUCUCACCAGCCACUUUUUAUAUUGGAGGAAAAUCUUGCUAAGUUACUGAGCUUUGGCAUUCCAAUCCUCUGACUCCUGAGCCAAUGGGAUUGCAGGCAUUCAGCCUCACCUAAAACAAUUUUAAGUUAUUUUUACAUGCUAAUAUAGAUCUAUUUAAGCUUAUACUAUAAAAAAUAUUUUACAUAAGUCAAAUAUUAUACAAAUAAGAAUUGGCAUAUGCCAUUUAUAUAUAGAUCUCACCAAAAAAGACCUAAGGCCUAGUGAUUAAAUGUGAACCCUAAAAUAUUUUGGGGGGUACCAAGGAUUAAACUCAGGGGCACUCAACCAGUGAGCCACAUCCCCACUCCUAUUUUAUAUUUUAUUUAGAGACAGCAUCUCACCAAGUUGCUCAGGGCCUUGCUAUUGCUGGAUUUGAACUCACCAUCCUCCUGUCUUAGCCUCCCAAGGCACUGGGAUUAUAUUUUACAAUUUUUAAAUUUAUAUUUUUUUCUGGACUUACCAUGGGAGAUUGUCUUUUUCUAGUGAUUUUUCAUAUUUUACAAAUCCUGUAUGUUUACACUCAUAUGUUGAGGCUAAAAAAGUUGAUCACAAAGAACCACAAAAGAGAAAAGCUUUUUGUAUCUGUUAGAAGAGACAGUUGGCAAGGAGUGCCGAAAAGCAGUUAAGAGGGUUUUAUAGCCCAUAGUUUGAAUUGUAUAAGUAAUUAUUAGACUCUGGACAUUCUAACAAGAUUUUGCAGGUUUCAAACAACCAAAUGAUAUUUUAGAAGGUAGAAAUUGCACCGAUUUGAUCAAUACACAUGUUCAAUUAAAAUGCUGGAUCCUAUAUGUAGGUACAAAUUAAAAAUUAAACAAUAAUUAACACUUCAACUAGCAAAAAUAAACAAAGAUGGCUGUAAAUACAAACUGUCUCAAUAGCAACCCUAAAUGUUAGUGGCUUAACCACACCAAUCAAAAGACAUAGGCUAGCAGCCUGGAUUAAAAAAAAAAUCCAACAAUAUGCUGCCUCCAGGAGACUCAUUUGAUAGGAAAAGACAGACUAAAGGUGAAAGGUUGGGAAAAACAUUCCACUUACAUGAAUCUUGAAAGCAAGCAGGUCUCCAUACUAAUAUCAAAUAAAGUAGACUCAAGUCAAAGUUAAUCAAAAGAGAUAAAGAAGAACAUUACAUACUGCUCAAGGGAACCAUCACCAACAAGACAUAACAAUCAAAUAUAUAUGCCCCAAACAAUGGUGCACCUAUGUUCAAACAAACUCUUCUCAAGUUCAAGAGUCAAACUGACCACAACAUGAUCUUGGGUGACUUUCACACACCUCUCACCACUGGACAGAUCUUCCAAACAAAAGUUGAAUAAAGAAACUAUAGAACUCAAUAACACAAUCAAUAACUUAGACUUAAUUGACAUCUAUAGACUAUAUCAACCAAUAUCAAGUGGAUAAACUUUCUUCUCAGUAGCACAUGGAUUCUUCUCAAAAAUAGACCAUAUAUUAUGCCACAGGGCAACUCUUAGCAAAUACAAAGAAGUAGAGAUACUACCAUGCAUUUUAUCAUAUCAUAAUGGAAUGAAAUUGGAAAUCAAUAAGGACGAAAAUGCUACAGAAUGAACAAUGGGUUACAGAAGACAUCAAGGAGGAGAUUAAAAAAUUCUUAUAAAUGAAAAUACAGACACAACAUAUCGAAAUCUCUGGGACACUAUGACAGCAGCACUAAGAGGAAAAUCCAUUGCAUGGAGUUCAUUCCUUAAUAGAAAGAACUUAAUAGAAAGAGCCAACAAAUAAAUGACCUCAUUACAUCUCAAAGCCCUAGAAAAAGAAAAAAAAAAUCAGCAGGAAAACAAGAAAAAAAAAUCAGCUGAAACCAAUGAAAUUGAAACAAAAGAAACAAUUGAAAAAAUUUACAAAACUAAAAGUUGGUUCUUUGAAAAAAAAUAAAAUUGACAGACCCUUAGCCAUGCUAACAAAGAGACAGAGAAAUCAAAUUACCAGAAGUCAUAAAAAAGGCAAUAUCACAGCAGACACUACAGAAAUACAAAGGAUAAUUAGAAAUUAUUUUGAAACCGUAUACUCGAAUAGCUUAUACUCUGAUAGAAUAGAAGUUAGUGAAGGCAUCAAUAAAUUCCUUAAGUCAUGUGAUCCGCCCAGAUUGAGUCAGGAAGAUAUAACACAACUUAAACAGACCAAUAUCAAGUGAGGAAAUAGAAGAAGCCAUCAGAAGAUUCCCAACCAAGAAAAGCCAAGUACUGGAUGGAUAUGCAGCCAAGUUUUACUAGACCUUUAAAGAAGUAAUACCAAUACUCUUCAGCCUAUUUCUGGCAAUAGAAAAAGAGGGAGUACUUCCAAAUUCAUUCUACGAGGCCAAUAUCACCCUGAUCCCAAAACCAGGCAAAGACACUUCAAAGAAAGAAAACUUCAGACCAAUCUCUCUAAUGAAUAUAAAUGCAAAAAUCCUCAAUAAAAUUCUGGCAAAUCAAAUACAAAAAGAUAUCAAAAAUAUCGUGCACCAUGAUCAAGUGGGAUUCAUCCCCAGGAUGCAAGGUUGGUUCAAAAUACAGAAAUCAAUAAAUGUAAUUCAUCACACCAAUAGACUUAAAGAACCAUAUGAUCAUCCCAAUAGAUGCAGAAAAGCAUUUGACAAAAUACAGCACCCCUUCAUGUUCAAAACACUAGAAAAAAUAGGGAUAAAGGACAUCUCUCAACAUUCUAAAGGCUGUCUACACUACACUAAGCCUCAGGCCGACAUCAUUCUCAAUCGAGAAAAACUGAAGGCAUUCCCUCUAAAUAUUGAACAAGACAGGGAUGCCCUCUCUCACCACUUCUAUUCAAUAUAGUUCUUGAGACACUGGCCAAAGCAAUUAGAUGAAAGAAAUUAAAGGAAAAGUAUAGGAAAAGAAGAACUUAAACUAGCACUAUUGGUUGACAAUUGGAUUCUAUCCCUAGAAGACCCAAAAAAACUACACCAGAAAACUUCUAGAACUAGUAAAUGAAUUCAGCAAAGUAGCAGGAUAUAAAAUAAACACACAUAAAUCAAAGGCAUUUCUGUAUAUCACUGACAAGUCCUCUGAGAAGGAAAUGAGGAAAACUACCCAUUCACAAGAUCCUCAAAAAAAUAGAUAAAUAGAUAAAGUACUUGGGAAUCAACUUAACAAAAGAGGUGAAAGAUCUAUACAAUGAGAACUACAGAACCCUAAAGCAAGAAAUCAAAGAAGACCUUAGAAGAUGAAAAGAUGUACCUUGCUCCUGGAGAAGCAGAAUUAAAAUUAUCCAAAUUACCAUACUAACAAAAUAACUAUACAGGUUCAGUGUAAUUCCAAUAAAAACCCCAAUGACAUUGCUCAUAGAAAUAGAAAAAGCAAUCAUGAAAUUCAUCUGGAAAAAUAAGAGACCCAGAAUAGCUAAAGUAAUUCUAAGCAGGAAGAGCAGAACAGGUGGCAUCACUAUACCAGACCCUAAACUAUAACACAGAGCAAUAGUAAAAAAAAAAAAAAAAACACA